This is a messenger RNA of Lathyrus sativus (Indian pea), 240 nucleotides long. The record is from the annotation of a GenBank genome assembly. Lineage: Eukaryota; Viridiplantae; Streptophyta; Magnoliopsida; Fabales; Fabaceae.
AUGGCUUUUCGUUUCCAUGGCCUUUCUCUUUUAUGUAUUUUAAGUGUUGCUAUGGUUUUGCUUUCAACGGCCUCUGCAAAUUUUCAAGAACCUCCCGGACGUACAUGCAUACAUAAAUGCAAAGAAGGAGGUGAUGGAGUUUGCUAUAAAUUUUGCUAUGAAAUGGGUUUCAAAUCUGGUGGCGAUUGUUAUAAUGAAAAUCCAGAUAGUUCGGUUUGUUGUUGUAUCAAAAAUAAAUAG